Molecule: messenger RNA, 1185 nt
Organism: Megalops cyprinoides (Indo-Pacific tarpon)
Lineage: Eukaryota; Metazoa; Chordata; Actinopteri; Elopiformes; Megalopidae
Product: stabilizer of axonemal microtubules 1-like
Exons: 3
Coding region: 1-1185 (394 amino acids)
Biological process (GO): microtubule anchoring
Cellular component (GO): sperm flagellum; cytoskeleton; axonemal microtubule
Molecular function (GO): microtubule binding
Source: RefSeq, a predicted model, not a curated record
AUGCCACCUCCAGCAGAGUCCAGCCUGAACUCUGGCCGCAUGCUCACAGAGUAUCAGGCCAAGUUCUUUGCCCACAGUGUCAUGGCCAUUCAGGCGUCCAAAAAGCCCAAGAACAGAUGCCAGUUUCUGGAGGGGAAGAUGGCCGACAUGACUAUAUUUAGGUCAGACUGUGUUUCACACAAAGUGACACAGAAGCCCCCGAAGGUCACCAAGGCAUAUGUUCCACCAGAGGGGUCCAUGAAGCAUACCAGCACGUAUGUGCAUGACUACCAUGCGCACUCCCUCCCGCAAAAAAUAGUGAUACAGCCUGUAGCGUACAAUCCCCCAUCAGUGAAGAUGGACAUGCAGUCCACAUACAAAGAGGAGUUCAGAUCAUGGGACACUCCAAUACAGCAGCCCCUCAGGACCAGCAUCAAUCCGAAACUGAGCCACGCCACAAUCAACAUGAACACCAACUCCCAGGACGACCACUGCUCCAGGAAUCCGGCUGCUACUCAGAAGAGCUUCAAAGCCAAUCCUACAAACAGGGAGUCUCCGUCGUUUGAGAGCAUGACCAGCUAUAGAUUGCAGUAUGUCCCCCAUCCAGUGCAGCCCAGACAGCCCAAACAGAGGGCCCCACACCAGCCCAACAGUACCGCUUUCAGUGGUGUCACAACUCACAGACAUGACUACCAGUGUCUGCAGUGGAAGGUGACCAAACCAAUUAGAUCCAAGGCUACCUGGGAGAGUAAUCCCACCCCUUUCAAGUGGUGUACUGAAUUCCAAGACAAGUAUAAGACCUGGCCAAUGAUGCCACAAAAUCAGCACAGGACAGUGAAGCGCCCCCCUCCCAGAAGGGAGACGGAGUUCAUCUGCACCACUCAGCAGAACUUUCAGGGGCACCUGACACAGCCACUGCCAUCCAUGCAGCCCUCCAGACAGGUCCUAGCCAGGGACAAGGUGCCUGCCAAGAACUGCUCCACCAUGAAAGCUUACAAUAGAAUUUUGGAGGGCAAAAGGGGCGUGCUGGUGGUGUGGCCGAAGGACACAGACAAUCCUGUGGGGGCUUUUGCAAAUGGCAGUACUUUCUCAACUCAAAACACACUCAAGGCCACUGUGCAGCCUACCAGCGUCAAACCCACGCAGAGGGUGAUGUCUCUCUGCAGCAUGCAGGACAACAGCCUGCCGCACCAGCUACGCCACUGA